Messenger RNA from Vespula pensylvanica (western yellowjacket), 1562 nucleotides. Its product is annotated as protein orai-2-like. The coding region runs from base 233 to 1411 and encodes 392 amino acids. The record is from RefSeq and is a predicted model, not a curated record. Gene Ontology annotation, biological process: store-operated calcium entry. NCBI's taxonomy places the organism in Eukaryota, Metazoa, Arthropoda, Insecta, Hymenoptera, Vespidae. The transcript is spliced from 2 exons. Gene Ontology annotation, molecular function: store-operated calcium channel activity. Gene Ontology annotation, cellular component: membrane.
AAAGGAAGAGGAGGAGGAUCGGCUCUACUCGGUUAUUAUGCGAUCGACAUAGCUUGAAAACGAUUAAUACUAUUGUUAUGAUUCAGAGGUACAUCGUGACGUAGUAUACACCUCAGCGAUCUGUCUGCUAGUCGCUCGAGGUAGUCGUAAAGAUCCUCUCAGUUUGCGUUUGGAUUGCGUCGAAUUCACUUCGAAUUGAAAUCUUCCGGUAAAGUGAUAGUGUGCGAAAUGAAUGUGCGAGAAUUUAAAGUUAAAGGAAAAUAGCGUCAUGUCGCAAGAUAAUUUAGAAUCAAUCGAAUCAAUUAAAUCGAAAAGCGGGAGUCUCGAUCAUUUCGAAGACGAGAAGCGCGCGAAAAGUUGCGCGGAUGAACUUAUAGUCGGUAAAUCGAAUAAAUCAACGCAAAGUGAUAUCACUCAAUCAAAUUGGAGACAUCCUUACGGUCUCUCGCAUAAAUCUUAUUACGGUGGAUUGCAGCAACAACGUUCGACAUCUGCGUUGCAUUUACCGAAGCACAAUCAAUAUCAGAUAAGCGAAUCCAAUUUUUCCACUUACAAUCCGAAGAAUAACACUCUUUGCUCGACGCAAAGCGAAUUGAUAUUAUCAGCUAGGAACAGAGCCAGCAAAUAUGUCACGUUGGACAUGAGAUCCAACGUCGUAGGAACUCCUCCCUCGCAUUUUUAUCUACCUUCGAACUCAAACAAUUACAUCGGAACACCCGGAGGUAGUACACAACCGUGUAACACGUGUUGUUGCGCUUGCAACGGACCACAAAAUUCGCAAACGAAUGUGCCUCUCGUUACAUCUCCUAUCAAUGAUCACGAUGGACCGCAAAGCCUCUCCUGGAGGAGAUUGCACAUGAGCAGAGCAAAACUAAAGGCAACCGCGACAACAUCCGAACUUUUAAGUGGUUUCGCAAUGGUCGCAAUGGUAGAACUACAAAUAAAUGAUCCAACUGCGGUACCGGAAUGGCUGUUUGUUAUGUUUGCGGUUUGCACGACGGUAUUAGUAUCGGUGCACAUCUUCGCUUUAAUGAUAAGCACAUAUCUUUUGCCGAACGUCGAAGCUAUCAGUAAAUUACAAAUAUCGCGUCUCAUUACAGAAUCCCCACACGAAAGAAUGCGUGGCUUCAUAGAAUUGGCCUGGGCAUUUUCGACGGUCUUAGGAUUAUUUUUAUUUUUGGUCGAAGUAGCGAUACUUUGUUGGGUCAAAUUUUGGGAUUAUUCCUUCACCGCUGCUACUGCCAGUACCAUUAUAGUAAUACCAGUACUUAUAGUAUUCGUAGCGUUUGCCGUCCAUUUUUAUCAUUCUCUCGUUGUUUACAAGUGUGAAACAUCAAUAUCGGAUAUGAAAGAAUUAGAGAGUAUAAAGCGAAACUUGGAUAAUGCAACGAUAAAUCAUACUACGGUAUAACGAAUAUAAUUGGCAAGUUUAUUACAUUUUAAAAACAACGAAACUUUUUUGACUUAUUUACUCAAAUAUAUAUAGCAAGUAUAUAUAGGAAUUUUUAAUCGAAUAAGUUACAUGUUCCUAUCGGAUCUAAUAAUACCAUCUUCGAAAACGA